Molecule: messenger RNA, 2171 nt
Organism: Nematolebias whitei (Rio pearlfish)
Lineage: Eukaryota; Metazoa; Chordata; Actinopteri; Cyprinodontiformes; Rivulidae
Product: serine/threonine-protein phosphatase with EF-hands 2-like
Exons: 18
Coding region: 1-2154 (717 amino acids)
Biological process (GO): negative regulation of MAPK cascade; detection of stimulus involved in sensory perception
Cellular component (GO): cytosol; nucleus
Molecular function (GO): iron ion binding; manganese ion binding; protein serine/threonine phosphatase activity
Source: RefSeq, a predicted model, not a curated record
AUGGGAUGUGGCGUGGGAAAAUCCAGACCUCAUCCAGAAAAAUGUGACAGAGUGAGCAUCUCAGUCCCAGCUGCUACAGCAAUCAGAGCAGCUCUGUUGAUCCAGCGCUGGUAUCGACAAUAUGUAGCUCGGCUGGAGGUGAGACGCAGGUGCACCUGGAACAUUUUCCAGUCUAUUGAAUAUGCAGGAGAACAAAAUCAGAUAAAGCUAUACAACUUUUUUGCCUUCUUGAUGGAUCAUUUUACUCCAGCCAGUAGUGAGCGAAACAUAAUAUCUCACAUUUUUCGUGAGAAUGAAAUCUGUCACGAGACCGAGUGGGAAAGAUAUUUUUGUUACAAGGGCGUUGAGGUGUCUGAAAGCUACUCCGGUCCCCAUCUAACCUUCCCAAUGACCUUCUGUGGGGUGUCAAAGCUUAUGGAGGCUUUUAAGCAGAAACAACAGCUCCACGCUCGGUAUGUUCUGCAGAUUCUUGGAGAGACUUGGAGACUUUUACGAUUUCUUCCAAGCAUCAAUCGUGUCUCUGUCUGCCAUACCAAGGAGAUUACUGUUUGUGGAGACUUGCACGGGCAGUUGGAAGACCUGCUGUUGAUAUUCUAUAAGAAUGGUUUACCAUCGUGUGAGAAACCGUAUGUCUUCAACGGCGACUUUGUGGAUCGUGGCAAGAACUCUUUGGAGAUUCUGCUCACCUUGUUUGGUUUCCUGCUUGUUUACCCCAAUGAUGUGCAUCUGAACCGAGGGAACCACGAAGACCAUAUUGUUAACCUGAGAUAUGGUUUCACAAAAGAAGUUCUGGGGAAAUACAGGGUUCAUGGGAAGAAGAUUUUAAAGCUUCUUCAGAAGAUCUUCAGCUGGCUUCCUGUGGCCACAGUGAUCAACCACAAGGUGCUGGUUGUCCAUGGAGGGAUCUCUGACUCAACAAACCUUGAUGUUGUCACCAGGAUGGAUAGACACAGAUAUGUGUCUGUUUUACAGCCACCUAAGAUGAGCUAUGGCAACAGUAGCAGGAACGGAGGUGCCGGUGGACCUGUGGAGAGCCGACGUCGAGUGCGCUCCCUGACAAACCACAGCUUCUCUCAGGUUCAGAGAAGCAUCUCCCCAUGGCGGUCUCUCCACAGCCUACCCAUAAGCAAUGACCUGAGCAGCUCGCUGAAGAACGAGCUGAAGGAGAGGCGCAGGCUGGCGGGGUUUGAUCAGGCCUACAGAGAGAUGAAGGCACCAGAUUCUGAUCUGGAACCAGGGUUUGGAGCAGGAGCAGGAACACAUGGGAAUGAAUGGAAGCACAUGAUGGACCUGUUGUGGAGCGAUCCAAUGCCACAGAAUGGCUGCAUCCCCAAUGAGGUGCGAGGAGGCGGCUGCUACUGGGGGCCAGAUGUCACCGAGGAGGUGCUGGGAAGACACAACCUCCAGCUUCUUAUCCGCUCCCAUGAGUGCAAACAGGAUGGCUACGAGUUCUGUCACAAUCGCAAGGUGCUGACAAUAUUUUCAGCCUCCAACUACUAUGAGGUGGGCAGUAACAGAGGCGCGUACAUCAGAAUGGGCCCAGACCUGGUCCCCCACUGCAUCCAGUACCAGGCCAGCAGGACAUGCAGAGAGCUCACCUUGAGACAGAGUGUCAGCUGGACGGAGAGGUCAGCGCUGCGAGCUCUGAAGGAGCAGUUGUUUGUACACAAGUCAGACCUCAUAAGCGCCUUCAGAGAGUUUGAUCCAAACAAAACAGGGAUGAUCUCUCUGAGGCACUGGGCGACCGCUACAGAAAGCAUCCUGAAGCUGGGUCUGCCUUGGAGGAUGCUGCGCCCUCAGCUUGUCAGCAGGACCCAGUAUGGGAUGGUGAACUACCAGCAGUGGAUCAGAGAGCUGUCCAUCACUGAGCCCAAACUAGAGGUGUCAGAUACGAGUAUCUUGGAGACUAUGUACAAAAACCACUCCAACCUGGAAACCAUUUUUCGCAUUAUAGACACAGAUCAUUCAGGUUUGAUCUCUUUUGAGGAAUUCCGUCAGACCUGGAAACUCCUGAGCUCCCAUCUUAAGAUGGAAAUCAGCGAUAAGGCCAUCGCAGACCUGGCCCAGAGCAUGGACUUCAACAAGGAUGGCAGCAUCGACAUCAACGAGUUCAUGGAGGCUUUCAGGCUGGUGGACCUCUCCACACACAGCUGAUGGUCCAGAUCUGGAGC